This is a messenger RNA of Engraulis encrasicolus (European anchovy), 7046 nucleotides long. RefSeq names its product lipoxygenase homology domain-containing protein 1-like. Bases 1 to 6942 code for a protein of 2313 amino acids. The record is from RefSeq and is a predicted model, not a curated record. Lineage: Eukaryota; Metazoa; Chordata; Actinopteri; Clupeiformes; Engraulidae. Gene Ontology annotation, molecular function: protein binding. The transcript is spliced from 47 exons.
AUGCCACUGCUACCACACCACCAAGGCACAUCAGGAGGGUACUGUGAGGCCAGAGCAGGCAGAGGCAUCGGCAUCGGCAUCGGCAUCGGCAACACCAUGGGAGUAUUUGAUCCCCUUAUUGUGGGUCGAGCCCGGGUCAACGGGCAGGCCCAGGAGGAGAGAGGAGGCGCCGUCGGCUAUGUCUGGGCCCUGCCUCCGCCUGCCUCCAGCUCGCCCGCCCGUCGUCCGCCCGAGGAGCCGGGGCCCUCCCAGCGCCGUCGCAGGCGAAAAGAGAAGAGGAAAGACAAACCAGCCGAGGAGGACGAGGGGGACGGAGUGAAGGAGGAGAAGGAGAAGAAGAAAAAGAAGAAGAAGAGCUCCAAGACCGACGACAAAGAAGGAGAGGAGAACAUGGGCUCCAAGGACGAGAAGAAGAAGAAGAAGAAGAAGAACCAGCUACUCAACUACCAAACGGAGUCCUCAGAUGACUAUGAGGACGAAUACUACAAGAAGAAAGUGUACGAGGUGGUGACCGUCACAGGUGACGUGAAAGGAGGAGGGACUGAUGCUAAUGUCUUUGUCACCCUUUUCGGAGAAUAUGGCGUCACUCCCAAAGUUCACCUGGCCAGCAAAAGCAGAAACGCUUUUGAGAAAAAUAAAACCGACGUCUUCCGGAUAAAGACGCACAAUGUGGGGGCCAUAAGCAAAAUCAGAAUCGAGCACGACAACACGGGCAUGAAUGCGGGCUGGUACCUGGACCGCGUGGUGAUAACGGACAUGAGCCGGCCCCACCUGCGAUUCUUCUUCUCCUGCAUGCAGUGGCUGAGCAGGGAGGAGGCCGACGGACUCAUAUUCAGAGACCUGCUGGGUAGCACCAGUCCCAUGGACCUGCCCAAAUGCAACAAAUACAUGGUGAGCGUCUUCACAGCAGACAUCAAGGGCAGCGGGACAGAUGCAGACGUGUUCUUGACCAUCUUUGGAGAGAAGGGAGACAGCGGUGAGCGCAAGCUGUUCAGCAAGGACAAGGACUGCUUUGAGCGGGCGGCUGAGGACAAGUUUAUACUGGAUGCCCCCAACAUAGGCCGCAUACAGAGGAUCAUGAUCGGACACAACAACAAGGGCGGCUCCGCAGGGUGGGUCUGCAACAAGGUAACGAUAGAUGACAUUGGAAACAAGGAGGUGUAUGAGCUGCCCUUCAACGAUGCCUGGUUUGACAUCUCCGAGGGAGACGGCAAGAUCCAGAGGGAUGCACUGGUGGGAGCAACUACCUUGUCUACAGGCAUCACCUACAACGUGAAGGUGAUGACGGGCGACGUGCGUGGCGCGGGCACCAACUCCAAGAUCCACCUGGUGAUGUACGGCAAGAAGGGCAUGACCAACAGUGGCAAGGUCUUCCUGGAGGGGGGCACGUUCGAGCGCGCCCAGACGGACAUCUUCAACGUGGAGAUAUGCACCCUCAUCAGCCCGCUCAGCCGCGUCACCAUCGGGCACGCCAACGUUGGCAUCAGCUGCGGCUGGCACUGCGAGAAGGUGACAGUGUACUGCCCCUUCACUGGCAUAGAGCAGGUGUUCCCCUGCAGCCAGUGGCUUGAUGAGGACGAGGGGGACGGGCUGGUGGAGAGGGAACUCUACGAGAUGGUCUCGCUCAGGCAGAGGAAACAGAUCAAGCAUCCCUGGUCAGUGUGGAUCUGGACGUCAGACAUAAAGGGGGCGGGUACGGAUGCCCAGGUCUUUGUGCAGCUCUUUGGGGAGAAGGGCAAGAGUGACGAGUUCCCACUGGAGAGCAAGUCAGACAGCUUCGAGUCAGGCCAGAUCGACAAGUUCAUGGUAGAUAUGCCAGAUCUGGGCCAAAUUCGAAAGCUGCGCAUCUGGCACGAGAAGAGGAACCCUUUCUCAGGCUGGCAUCUUAACAGGGUGACGGCGAUGAACACUCUGACCAAGCAGAAGUAUAAGUUUGCUUGUGGCCGCUGGCUGGACAUCAAUGAGGACGACCAGGAGAUCAUCAGGGAACUGCCUGCCACCGGACCCCUCGUACCAGAGCCCCUGCCACUCAUCAAGUACAGGGUGACUAUCUGCACGGGGAUGGUGAGUGGGAGCGGGACAGACGCCAGCGUGUACCUGUGCAUAUUCGGAGACCUGGGGGACACCGGGGAGAGGCUGAUGUUCCAGAGCCAGAACAACGCCAACAAGUUUGAAAAGGGCAACCACGAUGAGUUUCUGGUGGAGGCGGUGACGUUGGGCCAGGUGCGGCGCGUGCGGAUUGGCCACGACGGGAGAGGCGGAGGCUGCGGCUGGUUCCUGGACAAAGUGAUGGUCAGAGAGGAGGGCACGCCGGAGUCAAGUGCCGUGGUCUUCCCAUGUAACAGGUGGUUGGAUCGUGGCGAGGAUGAUGGGCUUAUUAUUAGAGAGCUUUGUCCAACAGACAAUGGCCAGCGUCUCUUCAACGUGAAGUACCACAUAGCCAUCAGGACGGGCAGUAUAAACGGAGCCAGCUCGGACUCCAAGGUGUUUGUGAAGCUGUACGGCGAGAAGGGGGACACCAUGAAGACUCUGCUGCUGGUCUCAGAAAACGACCUCAGCAACUACUUUGAGACCGGCCAGAUCGACACCUUUAUACUGGAGACCUAUGAUAUUGGCCAGAUAAAGCGCCUCCUGAUUGGCCACACUAACGAGGGCCUGAAGGCCGGCUGGUUCCUGGACAGCGUGCUCAUCAGCGUUCCUGUGCAUGGAACCGAGUACAUGUUCCCUGCCCACAGGUGGCUUUCCACAAACGAGGCUGAUGGUAAAGUGGAGGUAGAGAUCUACCCGAGUGAGACCCUUGAAAUCGAAAAAUUGAUCAACUACGAGGUGACAGUUUUGACGGGAGACGUGUUUGCAGCCGGUACCAACGCACGAGUGUUUAUACAGAUCUACGGACUCGAGGGCAAGACAGAGGUGCUGAGAGUUUCAAACCGGUCAAACAACUUUGAAAGAGGAACCACAGAGAUAUUUGCGUUCGAGGCUCAUGACGUGGGGCGCGUGUUCAAGAUCCGCAUCGGCCAUGACGGCUCGGGCGCGGCGCCCGGCUGGUUCCUGGAGAGCGUCCACGUCCGGCGCCUCAUCAUGGCGCUCGUGCCAAUCGAGAAGAAGGAGGAGGAGGAGGAGAAGAUCUUCGCCUUUACGUGCAGUCGCUGGCUCGCCAGGGACGAGGAGGACGGCGAGAUCGUGGUGGAGCUGCGGGCGGACGACUACGAUGAACUUGAGGAGAAUACAUAUGAGAUACACGUGUUUACCGGAACUAUGUUCGGAGCGGGGACUGAUGCCAAAGUUUUUGUCAACCUUUACGGGGAGAGUGCAGACACUGGAGAAAGACAUCUGCGCAAAUCUGCGUACAAUCUCAACAAGUUCGAGAGGGGCCAGGAGGACGUUUUUGUUGUCAAAGCGAUUGACCUUGGGCCGCUCAAGAAACUCCGCAUUCGCCAUGACAACACUAAUGCGGGUCCUGCCUGGUUCCUCGAUCGCGUUGAAGUCGUCGACACCAAGGAAGAAGUCACGUACUACUUCCCGUGUAUGCGGUGGCUGGCGGUGGAUGAGGAUGAUGGGCAGCUUGCUCGGGAGCUGGUGCCCGUGGACGAGGCCUUCAUGCACAGGGAGGAAGAGGAAGAUGAGGACGGAGUAGUGGGAGGAGCGCCCACCCUGGGCCUGGAGCAGAAAGCCAUGACAACCACAUUCAACGUGAGCGUGAGGACGGGUGACAAGAAGUAUGGUGGGACAGAUGCUAAUGUUUACGCUAUCCUGUACGGCAGCAAAGAUGACACAGGCAUCAUCAAGCUGAAGGCCUCUAAAACCCACAAGAACAAGUUUGAGGUGGGAAUGAUUGAUGAGUUUACAGUGGAGGCUGUCGACCUUGGCCAACUGAAGAAGCUUCGAAUCGGUCAUGACAACUCAGGCGGUUCUCCAGGCUGGUUUCUAGACUGGGUGGAAGUGGACGCUCCGUCGUUGGGUGAGAAGCUGGUCUUCCCCUGUGGCCGCUGGCUGGACCGCGGUAAGGAGGACGGGGCCAUCUUCCGAGACCUCCACCCUAACCCCCUGCAGACGGAGACGUAUACACCCUACGUGCCAUACGAGAUCAAGAUUUACACCAGCGACAUCUUUGCGGCGGGGACGGACGCAGACGUGUUCAUCGUGUUGUACGGGUCAGACGGAGUGUGCACCACACAGAAGUCUCUGUGUCUCAACAAGAGGGAGAGGACCCUGUCCUUCAAGAGAGGAGCAGAGGACAUGUUUAUAAUAGAGCUGGAAGAUAUUGGUGACAUCAUUGACAAGAUUCGCAUCGGCCAUGACAACCGCGGAACCAACCCAGGCUGGCACCUGGACCGUGUGGAGAUCAGACGACUACUGCGGAAAGGAAAGGGUUCAGAGACGACCAUAUUUUAUUACGAUGCGUGGCUGGCCACCUCGGAGGAGGACGGGGAGAUCAUCCGGGAGCUGGUACCCGCUGACGUCAUCACAGAGAAGCUGGCCAAAGACGGCACGCUCAGGGUCACCGAGAUCGAGAUCGAAGACGCUCUCGAGGUCCACACCUAUCGAGUGGUGGUGAGGACGGGUGACGUGUACGGGGCGGGGACGGACGCUAACGUCUUCCUCACCAUCUAUGGGGAUCUGGGGGACACCGGAGAACGGCAACUCAGUACCUCCAACACCAACAGCAACAAGUUUGAGAGAGGCUCGCUGGAUGAGUUUAACUUGGAGGCUGUGGACCUUGGCCAGGUGUACAAGAUCCGCAUCCGCCAUGAUAAUAGCCUGAUGAGCCCAGAAUGGUACCUAGAGGACGUGGAAAUCAUCGACACGGACACGGAGGAAGACUUCAUAUUCCUUUGUGAACGCUGGCUGUCCAUGAAGAGGGAAGACCACUGCAUCGACAGGAUCUUCUACGUAAAGGGUUAUGAUGGACCCCGUGGCGACAGUGCCUUGCCAGGGCUGGACAGCAACAUGAACGAGAUGAAGAGCGAGGAUGAGGAGGAUGCUGCUUUACUGAUCCCGUACCACUUCAUGGUCAUCACGGGCGAUGAGGACGAUGCGGGCACCAACAGCCGAGCCUUCGUCAUCAUCCACGGCCGAGAGGAGUGCACGGAGCGCAUGUGGCUCGACAUGCCCGAGGGCAAGAGCGGCUUCGAACCCGACGCCAUGGACACCUUCUCCUGCCUUGGAGCCGACGUGGGGGACAUCAAACAAGUGGAGUUUGGUCAUGACGGAGCGUCCCCGGAGAGCUGCUGGCUGGUGAUGGAGCUGGCGGUGGACGUGCCAACCAAGGGGGUGAAGCUGGUCUUCCGCUGCAAGUGCUGGCUGGCCAAAGACCGCGGCGACGGGCUCACCACACGGGUACUCAACGUCAUGGACGCUGAGAUGAUCAACAUUAAAACAAAGGUGAUCUAUGAGAUCACUGUGGGCACAGGUGAUGUGCAGUAUGGAGGGACGGACUCCCACCUUUACUUGACUGCCUUUGGGGCCAACGGGAGUUCGUCGGAGAUGCUGUUGCCAAAGAACGGGGACAGGUUUGAGCGGGGACAAGAGGACACGUUCACCCUUGAGAUCGAAGAGAUUGCUCCUUUGAGGAUGAUCCGAGUCCGCUCAGAUGGAACUGGUAGCCGACCCGACUGGUUCUUAGAGAGGGUGGUCCUUCGUAACCUGUCGACGGAGGAGGUGGCGGAGUUCACGUGUGGCGAGUGGCUGUCCCUGACCAUGGGCACCAAGAAGAGUCUGAGCGCAGAGAUGCCGGCCAUCAUAGACGACGAGCAGAUGGUGGAGCUAACCGAGUACACCAUCACCGUCAAGACCGGAGAGGCCAUGGCCGCAGGGACCGAUGCCAAUGUGUGGUGCAUGGUUUUUGGUGAGAACGGAGACACGGGCGUUCUGGCACUUAAACACUCUCAGAACGGCAACAAGUUUGAGCGCAAGAAGACUGACGUCUUCAAAUUCCCAGAGAAGCUCAGCUUGGGAGACCUCUCCAAAGUCCGUCUGUGGCAUGACAACUCAGGUCCAGCUCCUGGUUGGUUUCUUGAUUUUGUGGAGGUGCGCGAUGAGCUGAUGGACCAGACGUUUCGGUUCCCCUGUAGGAAGUGGCUUGCCAAGAGCGAAGAUGACGGCCAGCUGAUGAGGGAGCUGGGCUGCGCCAACAACGACAUACUGGACCUCGAUGAGAAAACCAAGUAUGAAAUCGUCACAGUGACAGCAGAUGACGAUGAUGCUGAGACUAAAGAGAAUGUGACGAUAAUCCUGGAAGGAAGGAAGGGGCGCUCCAAAGUGUUGGAUCUAGAAAACUCAGGGAAAAAGAGGCGCUUCUUAAGUGGAAGUGAAGACAGAUUUGAGUUCUCCUCCAAGAAUGUGGGUGACAUUGCGGGCAUCUGCGUUGGACACGUCCCUAAAGACGGGAAGAAACCCAAAGGAGAGGCUUACUGGCACGUUGUGGAGAUCAUCGUCACUGAGAUAGAGCUUGGAAACAAGUUUUUCUUCAACUGCAACGCCCAGAUCCCGUUGCAGUCCAAACGCGACGACCCUGUGACCUUCGAGUUGUCCAAGAUGGUGGAGAGCUUCGCCUCCAAGGCCCGCAGCCUGGUGCCCGUGCGUUAUGAGAUCAUCGUCGUCACGGGCGACGAGAAGGGCGCCGGCACAGACGCCAACGUCUUCAUGACGGUCUUCGGCACCAACGGAGACUCAGGCCGGCGUCAGCUGCGCAAGCGCUUCCAGAACAAUUUCGAGCGCGACAAGACGGAGCGCUUCAACCUGGAGCUGCUGGAGAUGGGAGACCUCACGCAUGUCAUCAUGGAGCACGACAACAAAGGGCUGAGUCCCGGCUGGCUCCUGGAGCGUGUGGAGAUCACCAACACGGCCAACGCCGUCACCACCAUCUUCCACUGUGGCAAGUGGCUGGACAAGAAGAAGGCAGACGGCAAGACACGACGCACCAUCUACCCCAAAUACUGAUGAUGAUGUCCUCCCCGUGUUGCCUCCACACACAGCAGCGUCUGUGUCGGUGAACUAGCAUAUCGUCCAGCCGCCAAGCACUGACCUAAUGUUUAGGGAGUUGG